This is a messenger RNA of Lotus japonicus, 3033 nucleotides long. Its product is annotated as putative pentatricopeptide repeat-containing protein At3g08820. NCBI's taxonomy places the organism in Eukaryota, Viridiplantae, Streptophyta, Magnoliopsida, Fabales, Fabaceae. Gene Ontology annotation, molecular function: RNA binding; zinc ion binding; protein binding. The coding region runs from base 111 to 2144 and encodes 677 amino acids. The transcript has 2 exons. Gene Ontology annotation, biological process: RNA modification. The record is from RefSeq and is a predicted model, not a curated record.
CGACCCAAAUCUAUAUAUGUGAUGAAGGUCUUGUUCUCUGUUCAGUCUUGACUCUUUUGAUCAUCUCAUAGAAUGUUUUUCAUAUAACUCCACAACCAUAUACCAUCACCAUGGCCUUGGAGUUGAAGAAUUUGCUUAUGCAAGGCCUCAAGUCUUUCAACCAAGUGAAGGUCGCCCACUGCCGCCUCCUCCGCCUCUGCCUCUGCCUCCACCAAGACAACUACCUCGUCAGCCUCGUCUUACGCUCUUCCUUCCACUUCGGCAACACUCACCACCCCAAGCUCCUCUUCGACCAAACCCACAACCCAAACACCUUCCUCUGGAACACCAUGAUUCGCGGCAUGGUCGACAACGACUGUUUCCAUGACGGCAUUCAGCUCUAUCACUCCAUGCACCAACAGGGGUUCUUCCCGGAAAGCUUCACCUUCACUUUUGUACUUAAGGCGUGUGCCAGGCUCUGUCAUUUCCAUUUGGGUCAUACCCUUCAUUCGCUUGUUGUCAAAACUGGCUUUGUUGGUGACGUGUUUGUGGAGACUGGGCUUCUUGGGUUCUACUCCAAAUGCGGGCAUUUGAGGGAUGCCCGGAAGGUGUUUGAUGAUAUUCCUGAGAAAAAUGUUGCGUCUUGGACUGCUCUCAUUUGUGGGUACAGUGAGUCUGGCUUGUGUGAAGAGGCUGUUGAUUUGUUUAGAGGGUUAUUGGAGAUGGGUUUGAGGCCUGAUAGCGCUAACCUUGUUCAUGUUUUGGGUGCAUGUGCAAGGUUAGGGGAUUUGGGAAGUGGACGGUGGAUAGAUAGGUAUAUGAGUGAGAGUGGUUUGCAUAGGAAUGUCUUUGUGGGGACCACUUUGGUGAAUAUGUAUGCAAAGUGUGGGAGCAUGGAGGAAGCACGUCGUGUGUUUGAUGGGAUGCUUGAGAGGGAUGUUGUUUGUUGGAGUGCCAUGAUUCAGGGUUAUGCGUCUAACGGGCUUCCGAGAGAAGCACUUCAGUUGUUCUUUGAGAUGCAGAAGGAAAAUCUAAGACCCGAUUGCUUUGCCAUGGUGGGGGUUCUGUCUGCAUGUGCAAGGUUGGGAGCGCUACAGUUGGGUAAUAGGGCUAAGGGUUUGAUGGACGCUGAGGAGUUUUUGUCUAAUCCCGUGUUGGGUACUGCCUUGAUUGACUUGUAUGCGAAAUGUGGAAGCAUGGCACAGGCAUUGGGGGUUUUCAAGAUGAUGCAGAGAAAAGAUCGUGUGGUCUUCAAUGCUGUUAUUUCUGGACUGGCUAUGUAUGGACAUGUUGGAGCUGCAUUUGGAGUAUUUGGCCAAAUGGAAAAGCUUGGAAUUCAGCCAGAUGAGAAUACUUUUCUUGGUUUGCUUUGUGGAUGUACUCAUGCUGGUUUGGUUGGUGAUGGUCGCCGUUAUUUUAAUAGCAUGAGUUAUGUCUUUUCAGUAACUCCUACGAUUGAGCACUAUGGAUGCAUGGUGGAUCUCCUGGCGCGUGCAGGUUUGUUGGUUGAAGCACAUCAUUUGAUCAAGAGUAUGCCCAUGAAGGCUAAUGCUAUUGUUUGGGGGGCAUUGUUGGGAGGAUGUAGAUUACAUCAGGGUACCCAAUUGGCCGAACAUGCGUUGAAGCAGCUCAUUGAGUUGGAACCAUGGAAUUCAGGACAUUAUGUUCUCUUAGCAAAUAUAUAUUCAGCUAGUCGUAGAUGGGAUGAAGCUGAAAAAAUCAGGUCAACUUUGAAUGAGAAAGGAAUGAAAAAAUUACCUGGGUAUAGUUGGGUUGAAAUUGAUGGGGUCAUUCAUGAAUUCCUUGUAGGAGACACAUCCCAUCCUUUUGCACACAAGAUAUAUGAAAAACUUGAAAGUUUAUUUAAGGACAUUAGGGAAAUUGGUUAUAAUCCGACCACUGAGUUUGUGCUCUUUGAUAUAGAGGAGGAGGAGAAGGAGCACUUCCUUGGAUGUCAUAGUGAGAAGUUAGCUGUUGCAUUUGCACUGAUCAAUACCAGUGCCAAAGAUGUGAUUCGUGUUGUUAAAAAUCUUCGUGUAUGUGGUGAUUGCCAUGAGGCUAUUAAACUCAUUUCAAAAGUUACAGGUAGAGCGAUCACCAUUAGGGAUAAUAACAGAUUCCAUUAUUUCAGUGAAGGUUCAUGUUCUUGUCGAGAUUAUUGGUGAAAUAUUCAUGGAUUCUGGGGUUUAAAGUUUAAACUCUUUGUUUGCCUUCAAAAGUGUUAGACUUCAGAUUCUGUCUUGUGUAUGUUAAAAUGGAAUUUAAUAUUCUCUUCAAUCCUUUACAAGUAUUCUGAAAGGGGAGAAAUGAAAUCUAUGACAUCUUGCACCUGACUUGAAUACACUGGAGAUUGGAAAUAGUUUUGACUUUUGAUGCAAUCAGAUGGAUAAAUGGGCACUUGUUAAGUGCACCUGCAUACCUUCUGUCACAGUUUCUUCCAUCCCUCAAUUUGAAGCAGCAAUUUGGGUUGAAAUGUGAACUUGAAAGUUGCUGUCAUCUUGGAGAAUGCAAAUACGAAAAUGUGAAAUAUUCUACUGAGGUAGAACUUUUGUUUCAACACAUAAUGAUCAAAACUAAGCUGGGUUCUUUUGUAGAUUAUUUAAUCUGCCCUUUCCGUUUCUUCGUCAACGUCCCCGCAUUCAGAAGACAUGGAGCCUGGCGUCAAGAAGAGAGAGAAUCCCGAUCCAGAUUUACCCAAGGCGAUCUCCACCGUCGCCACCAUCUUGAGAUGACUGGAUUGCCGACUACCAGUGUUCGUCCCAAAAUGCUUUCGCAUUCGUCUAGGGUUUACCCAUGGCUGAUUGGUGUGAUUACCUUCGAGACUCGCAUGACAUUGCUCAGAUUGUCAAGGAGCAAGGCGGACAGUCACGGUACCAGCAUAAUAUGGAAGUGGUUUGGUUACUGAUUUUCCUAGAGGCCUGCAAAGGGUGUGUUCUGUCCAAUGUUAUCAUUUUUCUUCUUUCAUGUUAUCGUUUUAUGCUGCAGGAGAGUGUAAGUUCUAUUGCUAGAAAUGCAUCUGAAGGAAAUAUAGACAAGAUGAAGUUAAACCAUUAA